This is a messenger RNA of Micromonas pusilla CCMP1545, 2331 nucleotides long. RefSeq lists its product as uncharacterized. The record is from RefSeq and is a predicted model, not a curated record. Gene Ontology annotation, molecular function: protein binding. Gene Ontology annotation, cellular component: centrosome. NCBI's taxonomy places the organism in Eukaryota, Viridiplantae, Chlorophyta, Mamiellophyceae, Mamiellales, Mamiellaceae. The annotation marks the transcript as partial. The transcript is spliced from 3 exons.
UUCACGACGGUCGGUAUCAGCAAAAAUGCAGACUGCGUUGCUGCAGUUGACAACUUAGGUAAUGUGGUUUUGCUUCAUAUCCGGAGAAAUAGGUUUUCACUAUUGUCGCGGGAGGGUAAGGCGGGGACGUCGGUGGCCUUCGGUGUAUCCAACGAAGUCUAUGCUGCCUUCACUGACAAUGUCAUCCGCGUCUACGACAAGGACACCGGUGUUGUCCUUGCAACACUGAAGGGCCAUCGCAGCCGCAUUACGCAUAUUGAGGUUGGACCGGGGGGGGUAUCUUUGCUCUCCACAUCUGCUGAUGCUGUCUUCUUAUGGGACGCUAAGGGGACAUACCGCAGACGUUCUCUGAAUGGUGGGCCCCAUCGUGCAUUUUUUGCGCGCUUUGCAGGUGAGUCUGGAGACCGCGUCAUAGUAGGUUUUUGUGAUGAUUCCAUGUGGGUCUGGACGAAGGAUUCUUGCGAGCUCAUUUCCAAGCUCCAUCUGUCUCUGCAAAAAAAUGCGACUCCAGAUCGAAGGUGCGACUUGUGCAAAUCUAUCUCGGUAUCGUCUAAUGGCCGUUACGUCAUCACCACUAGCAAUUCCACUGUUCUGUGUCUCUGGAACAUAACCAGUAGCCAACUAGAGCACUGCAUCGAGUUGCCGGCAGCAAUAAACCAUGGAUCAGGAAUAUCAUUCAUUUAUGGUGGAAGUGCCGCGCUGUGUGCCUGCGUUGACGGCACUCUUCGUGUAGUAGAUCCCUUCAAUGGGGUGUUGACGCACACCAUCAAGGUUCAAGAUAACACAAAACUUAACUCUGUUUCUAUGAGCGUGGAAUCCGCUGGUAGGUAUGCUGCAGUUGUGACAGGUACCAGUUCACUUCGAUUGUAUGACCUCCACAUCCUGUUGGCUACGAAGGAUGCAAACGCCAGCGAUGCAGACCUGAAGACGGCGUAUGCUGACAAUCCAAUGUCGACUGCUACGCCUUCACCCCCUCAGUGCGAUUCAAUAUUAGAAUCUAUAUUUUCGCCGCUAAAUCGAAAAUGUUUCCUGCACGGUGAUGAUGCACGUUUAAUUGUUGGAAAGGCGACGUUCUCCAACCAGCGUGGUUCACUUGUUAGUGCAGUCGGCACGGUGCUAUUGCGAAACCUUUUGUACACAUAUGGGGAAUACCCUAGGAAUCACAGACUAGCCAUGUGGCGCAAACUGUUAUCCCUGCCCAACAAUGAAGAAGCUUAUGCAGCGCUCUUGUCCAAGGGAACCCAUCCAGCGUUUGCUGAACUCCCACGUAGAUUUCCCACAGCAGAUAGGUUGUUAUUGGCAAGGCUUCGACGUGUCGCCUCUGCGCUUGCGCACUGGUCUCCCAUCUGUGCAGAAGCAGUCGUGGUACCUGGGAUGCUAUUUCCGUUCGUCAGGACCUGCAGGGGAGAUGAAGUGUUUGCAUUUGAAGCAUUAGCCACUGUAUUGCACAAUCAUACGCGAAAUUGGUUCAGUUAUUUCCCAGAUCCGCCCUUCGUCUUGCUGAACAAAGUGAAUUCUGUUGUCCAGAACCACGAUCCUGAACUAGCACAUCACUUGGAAACCUUUCCUGGUGGCCUUCACAACGUCGCUUGGCAACUUCUUAGUACCUUGUUUACCGAUGUCACAACAGCUGAUGAGUGGCUGCAGCUGUUCGAUCACAUACUCACGAACGGCAGUGAUAUGCUUCUGUAUUUGACUUCGGGAUUCAUCAUCACCUGGCGUGAUACUUUCCUCAACGCACAAACGAGUUCGAUUACUUUACCACAACUAUUCAUCCGUGAAUCGGGAGUCAACGUGCCCCGUCUCUUAGGCAUUGCGUAUGAACUACGUGACAGUACCCCCUUAGGUUCCUUGACGGCCGACUCUAAUUUGUCGCAUGCAGAAAGCGUGUCUGUCUCUGAAACAGGUCUUACUAGCUUUUUCGUAAUUCCCAAAGGCUCCACCUACCCAGUCUUUGAAGAUUUUCCUCUGCAUGCUUUAAAAAUGACCCUCGAUAGACGGGAGCGUGUCUGUGAGGAUGAACACAUGCUAAUAUCGCACCAGAACGGGGUGACGACUCUAUCUAGGCGAACCGACGAGUUGCACUCCAUGGAAAUGGGAUGGGAAUCGGAGGCUGCUUUUUUAGCUGCCAGCGAGGAUGAGUGCAAAAGUAUUCGCGUCAACUUGCAGCGCACUGUGUAUUCAGAUUUAAAGCACUCAGAGCGAACGGAGCGCGCUAUACGACUCCGUCAGCUUGAGAUGAUCGAGGGCGCGUACCAAGCAGCUCUACGACAGAAGAAGAACGAGUGGAUCAGUGAACUGGAGAAGUUGCGCACUGAAGUCAACGAGCAA